This is a messenger RNA of Amoebophrya sp. A120, 3577 nucleotides long. The record is from the annotation of a GenBank genome assembly. NCBI's taxonomy places the organism in Eukaryota, Dinophyceae, Syndiniales, Amoebophryaceae.
CACUUCGUCCCCAGCCCUGACAAGCAACUUGCUACUGCAGGUCUGGAAGAGUGCGAAGAAGCGCAAUGUGCAGCCGUAUGAGAUUCCGGCACUGCUCGCGAAGGCCGUGCGGAACAAGGAUGCGAGGACCAAUGUGCAGUUCUGGCGAGAAGGAUUCGAGUACAUUCAGCACUUGGAAAAUCUACGAAUCGCGGACAUUGCCUCCAUCGUGGUGACCGUCAUGAAAGUCGACCAUGCCGGAAAAGAGGCACUUCUGAAGCACUUUUUGGGACAAAUCACUCAGCAGAUGAAUAAUGGGGAUACAACUGGCGCCACCGCCACCAUUGAUGUACAGCGGGCAAGCGCGAAGGACCUUGCGAACUUGUGCGUGGGGUUUGCGGCAGCAAAAGAUCGGCACACCGCGAAGCGCUUCCUGCAGGAAGUUGCCGUGCCUUUGCUAGAGGGAGUGUCUCAAGAGCAGCAUCAACAGCAUGAUCGUGUGGGCGAAAGGAGCUUUACCACGCAGGGUAGCCAUUCCUCUCUGGAGGACGACAAUGGCGUUGAUGAUUGCAUGGCGCGGUUCCGGAGUGCGGGAGCAGGAUCAUCGGGCCACAGGCCAAGCACGUCAUCAGAGGCCGCGCCGCUGUCAGAACUCGCUUUUGGAAUGGAUGCGAAUGUCACGUCCCGGAUGUUGAAUGCGUUUGGCAAGGUUUUGGGCUCUGCGACGCCCGUUCCUGUGGUGGAGUUACUCGCACGGUCCGCGAAGGAUUGGGUUUCAGAAAUGUACACACGCGAACUGGUAAAUGUAGCGCUCUCAGUUGCGAAGGUAGCACCCGUGGAAGUUGUAGGGGGAAGCAAGGCAUUUGGUAGAACAAGACCAACUGCAACUGCUCCAGGGAAAGAUAAUCGAAGCUGUUUGACUGUGUGCCGAGCCCUGAUGAAGCAGAUCCGGGACAGAAUCGUGUCGGCGAACCUGUUGCCAACUUUCAACGCGCAGGAUUAUGCCAACUUCGUAGCAGCAUUCGCCAAUUUUAGCACCAAUUGCGCCUCUGAAAAGUUGUCAGUUGAGGAGGGUCAAGCCCCUGCAACUAAUCGCGAUCUCGCCACCGGAAGCAUCUCAUAUGAUUUUCGCGAGGACGACGCCUUUCACUGUGCGCUCGCUUCGAGUGUGACAAAACGUUUGAAGAAGCUCGACGACGCUCAGCCGCAGCAUGUCGCGAGUUUGCUCUGGAGCUUUGGCAAAAAGCUCGGGAAAUUCGAUUUGGUUGCAUCGCUAGUGGACGCCGAGCUCCCGGUCAAGAUUGAACCAAUUAUGCCAAACCGAGGCGAUAAAGAAAACGAGCGCCAUCCUGCAGAUCUCGAUCUCUUCCGAUUCUCCAAGCCCCAAGAACUCGCGAACACUUUCACUGUUCUCUCCGUCGAAAGGCCGAAGUUUGCGCGCACCGUUCUGUUGCCGCAGGUCAGGAAGCUAGUGGAGAGCGAUUCUGCGAAGCUGAAAGGGGUGGAUGCCAUUCCGUUGCUGGAAGGAUACGCCCGGCUUGAGGACACUAGUACAGAAAUACAGUCGGGCCGGUCCGAUACGGCCGGGGAGCAGGCAGAAAAGCGGUUCUGUUCGGCCUUGGGGCAACGCUGCUUGAAGUUGCGCGAACAAAAUGCCUUGGACAGCGCACAGACGGUGUUCAUUUUUCACGCAUUUUGCAAGUUGCAGUGGGUUCUAACCGAACCUGAUUUACUACUGCGCCUGCUCCCGGACAUGCACGUAGCAACAAGUGGGACACCCUCUGCUGCUGCGCUGGAUGCGAACUCACUCUCUUUAGUUCUGAACGGCAUCACACACCACCUCAACCUCCACCACGGUUCAUUGCCGACCGCAGUACCAUCGCAAAGUUCAACUCAAGACACAGUCGAACAGAGAGUUUCAAUGAAGCUGCGCGCCGUUUGCAGGAAUAUCCUGAGCUACUUUUCCACGGGGAAUUGUGAAGUUUUGGAAAACUCUCACCGCAACAAGCCUUCUAAGGCAAUUGCUCCCAUUGGCACAGCGCUCGACUUUGAAGGUUUUCUGAAGCUUUUCUAUCAGGGAAACGCGAAUGUAGACCGUAGCACAACCAAUCUUCUGCAAAGCCUUGCCUUUCUUGCGCAGAAUCCGGCUUCGGGUCCCUCAGCGACCUCAGCUCAGCAAAAUACCGACCUCCUGCGCCACUUGGGGCAGGUUGUGUUGCAGGACAGCCACAACUUUUCCAACUCAACAUUGGUGCAGUCGAUUUACGCCGCGACGCAGCUCUCCGAUCAGUUGCCACCCGGACUAAGCAACCGUUUGCUCGAAAAGCUGUCCGUUCAGCUUGGUUGCACCGCAAAUCUCCGUGCCUCCGACUGCGUGGCUGCGGCAAACACUUUGGCCCUGGCAAAUCAUGUCGACGAGGCGUUGCUGGACCGCCUGGCGAGGCGGUUGCUCGAGACUUUCCUGGCAGCAGUUCAUUCGAGCGAAACUCAUCGUGGUACGGCUGUCGACCCCACGCACAACACGAAGGCGGCCGCACCGGGAGGAAAAGGCGCUCACAACGCUUCAGAGGAUUCUGCCACGGCUACAAAGAAGUUCGCUUGGCAGUUCUUGACGAGCUGUGCGAGACUGGGUUUUCACUCAGCCGACGUAGCCUUAGUCGCGGAGCAAGUCGCGGAGCACCACCUGGAUUUUAGGUUUGCGGCGCCAGGAGAAGUCGCGAGUAUAUUGUCCAGUUUGGCUCGCUUGGACUCCACCUACACUGCCGUGCGGACCUGGGAUUUGCGACCUGUCAUCGCAGAAAGCGCUGUUUGCCACAACCGCUACUCCGAGCUCCUGUUUUUCGGCUACAUGUUUCACCUCUGGCGGGCCGAACGCGGAAAUAACUUCAUCAACGCGGGGAAUACAACCGGGGAGAGUUCGAUCUUUCAAACUGCCUACCGCAAUUUCACCUCAUUCGUAGAACUGCUGGUCGCGCGAACGGGUACCAAGGAAUCGACGAACGCGACAAGAAGUGCUGGCAGUACAAGAACAGCAGGUCUGCCGCUGCCCACUUCUACCACACGGGAGGACGCUUCGCAGGUUCUUACUGGUCUGCUGAUCUUUCCACAGAUCUUCACUCGGUCCUUUACCAUCUUCGCACCAGCGGAGCAGCCGACCGCUACAUCUUGGGCAGCACACUGUGGGCUAUCCGUGUUGAAGAAGUGCUUUCGUUUGACAGAGAAUCUAGCCCAACUGUGCACACAGGAGCCAUCCUAUUCGCAACGGGAAGGCGAUUCCGAGGGCGAUGUGAUGGACACGCUGGUGUCGCUGCUGUCCCGUGCGAAACUUCAUCAGUUGACGACGCAAGUGCCGGCAGGGCCGUACACAAUCGAUUUGUGCUUACCCGACAGUGCGGUGGCGGGAAUGCGGUAGGUCGUGAAGGGUGGACACGAGUUCGUGAAAAACCCAAAUAGAAAUCUAAUGACUCACAACAGAUCAUGGGGAAUUCGAGAUGGAGAUGAACUGUAGAAGGAAACUGCAGGAGAUUGUUGCAUUAAAUUUGUUUCACACCUAAUGAUCAGUGAGAAUGGCGAAUUUCAAAGCAUUAAUGAAUAAACG